UUUUUUAAGAACAAUCAGGCUUGGUAGUUUGUGUUAGGUUCGUCUGUGGUUGUCAAAAUUCCUACUUUUUAUAUUGAUUUUUCGUUCGGAGACACAACUCUCGCAACUUUUUCUUACGGGGCACAGACGACGGCAAUUUGGAGACAAAAAUGAUAAGUGUCCCUCUUUAGGAGUCGCAAUGCUAUUUAAAAUUCUACGUAAAUAUGGCACACUAAACCACCUGGUCAGCAACCACCACCAUGGUCCUCCGACCUUCCCCGGCGAUCCUGCUACCCUGCGCCACCGGACACUCCACGACUGGGAUCGCCAGAGCGCCGCUCACGAGCAGCGGAGGAAGAUAAUCCCGAAGCUGGUGUAUCUGCACAAUCCGUGGAAGUAUCUGGUGACCAAGUUUAAUCUGUGGAAGCUCAAAUGGCUGUGGGAUCGGGACUUCAGCGAGCCGGACUUCGUCGAGGGGGCCAAGCAGGCGGCCAUUGUGAUGACGGACAUAAUCCGGCAGCAGAGCGCCGAGAAGAUCAGCGAGUUCACCACCCCCGUGGGCUUCCAGCAGAUCACCCGGGACAUGCUCCUGUCGCGGAACGACACCCGCCUGCAGCUGGUGCGGUUCCAGCGGGAGCACCUGCGGCGCGCCAUCCCCAUGAAGGUGGCCACGCGCCAGAACUUCGGCCGGAAGUACGCCUUCAUCGACAUGUUGUUUGUGGGACUGCGGAAUACGAAGGACUUCGACACGGCCACCGAGGUUGUGGAGGUCAGCGAGAUAAUCCGCCGGAUGGACAACGAGCUGAAGACGCCCCCGGACGUGGUAGCAGUGCCGCACCGGAUAGUGUUCGCCGAGAUCUUCAUCCGCUUCCGGCGGGACUACACGGCCGAGGCGCGGCGGUCGGCCAGGAACCAGCCGGCCGAGCCCUUCCCCUUCAACAACCGGGCCACGCCCUCGCCCCACUCGCUGGCCAACGCCCCGGCCCCGAGUAUUCCCCCGCCCCAACCCAGUCGGCAGUUUAUCGAGCAGAUGAAGUCCGCGAAGAACCCCGCCACCGCCGCCCUGCCGUUCACGGGGCGCAUCCUGCCCCGCAUGGACGACGCGGGCUGGUCGGUGUCGUUCUACAAGAUCCUGACGUUCGAUGUCCUCAACUACGAUCCUCAGCCGAGGAGGCACCACCAGAAUCACCAGCCCCACGAGAAGCGUUAGUGUAUUGUGUCAGAUAGGCUAGGUGCGGAGUACUUUCUUUUUUUUUUUUUACUGUCUCUCUAAAUCGCUAAAUUUCCACAAAAACCUGUUGAAAAUGACCUAUGAGUAGUAGUAUCCAUUGAAAAUACUGUCAUUAAAUCUGAGAGAAUAGGCUUGAA
Molecule: messenger RNA, 1347 nt
Organism: Drosophila ananassae
Lineage: Eukaryota; Metazoa; Arthropoda; Insecta; Diptera; Drosophilidae
Exons: 1
Coding region: 179-1189 (336 amino acids)
Biological process (GO): inner mitochondrial membrane organization; protein insertion into mitochondrial inner membrane from matrix
Cellular component (GO): mitochondrial inner membrane
Molecular function (GO): ribosome binding
Source: RefSeq, a predicted model, not a curated record